GAGUGUGUAUCCUAACACGACUGUAUAUAUAUACAGCGGUGUGCAUUGACGCACGAGUGUGCAUAUACAGGGGUGUACAUACAUACUUUGAGAUGACUACUCAAAGUUUAUGACGGAAAUUAUAACAUAACAUCCUCGUUUUCUAGAAACACCCCGCUCAACACGAGUGUCCUUCAAUAUAUUUAUGAAACAAAGUCAGUACACUGUAAAUUUGCACCUCGUUGUCCAAAUCAAACUGGACAACAGCAUUUUGAUUCUUUAGACUAUGUGUCGUUGUUUAAUCCUUUAAACUUGCAGCAGUGUAGAGGACAUUGCGGGGUGAAUAUUAGCAAAUCAACAGGAAGCACGGAAUUAUGCAUGGAGAUGUACAUCUUUAUUCAAACGGAAGUGUACAAUUAUGUAGUGGGAUGUACAUACUUAUUAAGGUUUAAUUUAAAUGGCCAGAUUAGCUAAGCAACGUUGAUUGAUAUGCGGAUUGUUAAUGUAAAAAUUAACAAUUGAAUGCAAAGUCUAUGAUAGGCCAAAUCGAGAACAAAGGAUUUGGAUGCUAGAGGGGAGUUAUAAGGGGCUUAAAAUCAGACCUCAAGACCAUUUCGAGAGGGAUUUUCCUGAGGAUAGACGCUCGACUCAUCGCUCUGCAGAUUUCCCUUCUCCUGCGAGACUCAGCCUGGCGAGCACGAUUGCUUGGCGACUGGUUGGCGACUUUGCUUCGGGAGAGUUCGUGGCGAUCUCUUUAGACGGGUUACAGGGUCAUCGAUACACCGUGCAUCAACAAAUUACCCUUCUCCUGCGAGACUCAGCCUGGCGAGCACGAUUGCUUGGCGACUGGUUGGCGACUUUGCUUCGGGAGAGUUCGUGGCGAUCUCUUUAGACGGGUUACAGGGUCAUCGAUACACCGUGCAUCAACAAAUUUCCCUUCUCCUGCGAGACUCAGCCUGGAGAGCACGAUUGCUUGGCGACUGGUUGGCGACUUUGCUUCGGGAGAGUUCGUGGCGAUCUCUUUAGACGGGUUACAGGGUCAUCGAUACACCGUGCAUCAACAAAAUCAGUCACAUGGAGCAGAUUAACUCUAAACCGUGCCACGCAUACACGGGCGAGAAGCCGUUCAAUUGCUCUGUGUGUGGGAAGACAUUUGCACAGAAAUCAAAUCUUAACACUCACAAGAAAACACACAUGGGCGAGAAGCCAUUCAAGUGCUCUGCGUGUGGGAAUGCAUUUGCACAGAAAUCAAAUCUUAACACUCACAAGAAAAUACACACGGGCGAGAAGCCGUUCAAUUGCUCUGUGUGUGGGAAGGCAUUUGCACAGAAAUCAAAUCUUAACACUCACAAGAAAAUACACACGGGCGAGAAGCCAUUCAAGUGCUCUGGGUGUGGGAAGGCAUUUGCAUAUAAAUCUAAUCUUAACACUCACGAGAAAAUACACACUGGUGAGAAGCCAUUCAAGUGCUCUGUCUGUGGGAAGGCAUUUGCACAGAAAUCAAAUCUUAACACUCACAAGAAAAUACACACGGGCGAGAAGCCAUUCAAGUGCUCUGUGUGUGGGAAGGCAUUUGCACAGAAAUCAAAUCUUAAUACUCACAAGAAAAUACACACGGGUGAGAAGUCAUUCAAGUGCUCUGUGUGUGGGAAGGCAUUUGCACAGAAAUCAAAUCUUAACAGACACAGAAAACACACUGGUGAGAAGCCAUUCAAGUGCUCUGUGUGUGGGAAGGCAUUUGCACAGAAAUCAAAUCUUAAUACUCACAAGAAAAUACACACUGGUGAGAAGUCAUUCAAGUGCUCUGUGUGUGGGAAGGCAUUUGCACAGAAAUCAAAUCUUAAUACUCACAAGAAAAUACACACGGGUGAGAAGCCAUUCAAUUGCUCUGUGUGUGGGAAGGCAUUUGCACGGAAAACAACUCUUAACAGACACCAGAAAACACACACGGGUGAGAAGCCAUUCAAUUGUUUUCCGUUGGAGAGGACACGGUCAUCACCCCGAAACAAGCAUGCGAAGAUCUGCAAUGAGAGUGAAGUGAAAUCAAAAGGUGUAAUGCAUCUGUCGACCCUAUUCAGGUGGAUCCUGAGAGAUGCCUGGAUGUAGUGGAUGUAAUGACUCCUGGCAACAAUUCCUCUUUCGACCUCAUGCAGUUGGAUCCUGAGAGAUUG
Petromyzon marinus (sea lamprey) is the source of this 2150-nucleotide messenger RNA. Lineage: Eukaryota; Metazoa; Chordata; Hyperoartia; Petromyzontiformes; Petromyzontidae. The record is from RefSeq and is a predicted model, not a curated record.